Molecule: messenger RNA, 1986 nt
Organism: Lindgomyces ingoldianus
Lineage: Eukaryota; Fungi; Ascomycota; Dothideomycetes; Pleosporales; Lindgomycetaceae
Exons: 6
Coding region: 1-1986 (661 amino acids)
Source: RefSeq, a predicted model, not a curated record
AUGUUCGCCGCGGACCUUUCGUGGACUGAGCCAGCUACCGAGAAGGUAGGAGAACGUCGGGAGAGGAAAGCUAAGGAAUGCUCCAAUUCCUCCGCGACUCCCUCCCUCCAAAGCUCUAGGAGUUCAAUCUCGGAUGACCGGCAGUUGUUCUGGCCUUCGAGUCUAAAGAAGGCCAAAUCCGUAAAGCCGGACCAGAAACCGAAACCUAGCACAAAUCGUAAGGCAGGUCAUGCGAGGAAACUAUCGUCGUCGAACUCUGUUCCUCCACCUCCUGAACUCGAUCGUUCCUUGAGGGACCCGAUACUGCAGCCCGCGUGGACAUAUUCUGCGUCGCUCUCCUCCACUCUGCCCUCUGGCGCACCUUUGGAUCUUCCGGUAUAUGAGGUCCCGGAGCUGGAGGGCGACUUGUCCUCUCGCCGCACCACAUCGAGCGGUUCCCGGUCAUCCCAUGAGCGACCAUGGGGAUGGAAAUCGCCUGGAAAGAUAAAAGUCAUCGAUGAGGUUCAUGAGGUUCAGCAACUUAGUCCAAGGUCGUUCAUCGCCCGAACAACCCGGCGGAGCUCUGAGGCUGUUGAAGCGGACCUAGACUUGAGCCCGCAGUCGUUAAGGUCGUCAAGCCCAAAAGAUGAUGCCAAGGCGUCAUACUCUGUCAAGAUUGAAGGAUGUCUGGACCUCGAAGCCCUUAAGAUGCAGGACCAACCCGAGGAGAUUGCACCGCCGGCGAUAGAAGACAAGCCGUCAUACGCUAAUAGUCUGUCCAACCUAGUCGCUUGGAGACCACCGUCUAAUUGGGAAGUUAUUCUUCCGCCUGAGCACUCCGAGUCGAACGAAACGAGAGAGCCGUGCGAGCGACCCCAGCAAAAAGAGCUUCCCCCACUACCGACAGGGGUCGCGAACGCGCACAGCAGCCUCCUUGAGCUCACUCGGUUCCAGCGGUUCAUUCGACGGAUGGAAAGCGCAGGGCCUAAGGUCAUUCUCGAUCGCCUAAAGGAAGAGUGGCAUGACCCUACGGAUGAAGAGACAAAUGAGGAGCUUGCUCUUGAGAAAUCUCUCUGGGUCCUAACUGCCUUUCAGCUUCAGAAUCUGGGGAGGUCCAAAGAACCUCCGAGGCCAAGGUGCAAUACAGGGAAGAUCCUGGAGCUAUAUGGCGAUCUCUCUGAGCUUUAUCAACUCUCCGCAAUGCAUCCAAGCCAGAAGGUACACUACCUUACUACCAGGCCUCAGCAGUCUAUCCCGCUUCCGGGAAAUGUCGCAUAUCUGACCGUAUCCCAAGCGGGAUUAGUACCUAUCCCGUACCAUGACCUGACCUUCUCGCACAUUAGGGCUUCGACCUUGCCUUCGCUCGUCCCGUCAUCAAAACUGCCGCAGCUCUUCCGAGAGUGCUAUAGGCUCCUUGCUCCGGGCGGAAUGCUCGAAAUAAGGAUCAUGGACGCGUCUCCCGUCCGGAAGACAGCUGGCCCCAAGAUGAAGGCUUGGAUCGAGGAUAGACUAUCAUUGAACCUGGAAAGACUGUUUCGAUGCUCAAAGCCGUGCAUGCUCGUCUCAAGCUGGCUGACAGACGCUGGGUUCGACUUACCAAAGAAUCAGGCCCAAUCUGGCGAGCAGAACAUGAAGCUGCCUUGCGCCUGCGAGAAAGAGAAUUCUAAUGUCGAUGUCGAGCUCUCCACCUUGAUAGGACGAGCAAUCUGGCAGGAAAUAUGGGGGGGGUUUGUUGAUGAUGUACCUGGAGAGCCACGCUGGUGGUGGGAGGAUGAAGAGUUUUACACCCCGACUUUCGUUUGGUGGCACUCUGAUUAUCCAGCUAGAUACCACGACUUACCAGUCAUCUCUUAUUAUACUGGGUCAAUGACCCCUGUCAUCUGUGCAUCCCUUGUUCUGUUAGAGGAGCAGCUGUACCUUACAGUUCACAGAAUGUCCGUUAAUGCAGUCGUGGGCCCUCCUGACUGCGUUUCAAAAACUGCAUAUCUGAAGUUGGCGAGUACUUGA